AUGGCUGAUACUACGGCACUCGCAAGGCUGGGCGACCUCGAAGAUCAUAGUUUCGAAAAGCCAACGAAACGCAUUCAUGAUGGACCAGAUGUCUCAUUCUUCUUGACUUCCCUGGCAUACAGGGAUAUAAUAAUCUUCGUACUACAGCUGAAUCAUUCUGUACUACCUCGGAAGCGAGACCACGACGGCUCAAUCAAAAUCACCACUUGGCCCUUGGAAUCACCAGACGUCACAUUCUCAUUUGCAGUACAGUCUAUACGGGCUCUUUUGACAAAACUCAUAGACCUUGUCGACGAAAUCCCUCCGGACACGGGACCUCGUAGGUUCGGGAACAUCAGCUUUCGAAAAUGGUAUCAAUCGGUUGAGAAUCAACUUAAUGAUAUACUGAGCGAGUAUCUGCCCGAGGAACUCGAACCGGCGUAUGAAGAACUAGGUGCCUACCUUCUAGGCAGCUUCGGCAGCUCACAGCGGUUAGACUACGGGACUGGGCAUGAGUUGAGUUUCAUCGCAUUUCUUGCUUGUCUGUGGAAGGUCAACUUUUUCUCACAAGCAGACCCUGGGGUGGAAGAGAGGGGUAUCGUCCUGGGUGUCUUUGAACUAUAUCUGUCUCUCAUUCGGAAAAUCAUCAAGUUAUAUACCUUGGAACCCGCAGGGUCGCAUGGCGUCUGGGGUCUUGACGAUAACUCCUUUCUUCCAUAUGUGUUCGGAUCUGCUCAACUAGCCCCAGCUAUCACAGAGACCGACAAAACACCUACGGAAGGAUCCCUUCCGGACGCGCCGGAAGCAUCUUCGGUGGCAAAGGCGAAUCUCGUGGCAAAGGAGAAAGACAAGAACAUGUACUUCUCAGCGAUCGCAUUCAUUUACGAAGUCAAAAGGGGUCCAUUCUGGGAACACAGCCCAAUGCUCUUCGACAUCUCAGGAAUCAAAGACGGGUGGGGCAAGAUCAACAAGGGCAUGCUCAAGAUGUACAACGCGGAAGUUCUGUCGAAAUUUCCCGUAGUCCAACAUUUCCCCUUCGGUUCGCUUUUUAGAUGGGAGAAGGACCCAGAAGCCAAACCUCCACCCCCAUCAACACAUGCUUCAAGCCAGCCGCUGCGAAAUCCCACCGACACUCAUGCACCGAGCAUCGGAAGACCAGCAGCGAUUGCGCCAUCGAGUGUGGGUGUUGGUGCUACGACAGCAGCUCCGUGGGCCAAGACGACCUCGAAGCCACCAGUUGGGUUUGUCAACGGAGCUACACAAGCACCCUGGGCGAGCCGAACUCCAGCACCACCACCCUCAGCUCUUCCACGAGGCGGACAAUUUGCCGCUCAAAGACGUCCUAUGCCACCCCUCAACGAGGACACAUGGAGACCCGGGAGUCUGGGCAAGCAAGCAAGGGAAUAA
This is a messenger RNA of Exophiala aquamarina CBS 119918, 1386 nucleotides long. RefSeq lists its product as uncharacterized. Gene Ontology annotation, molecular function: protein tyrosine phosphatase activator activity; peptidyl-prolyl cis-trans isomerase activity. NCBI's taxonomy places the organism in Eukaryota, Fungi, Ascomycota, Eurotiomycetes, Chaetothyriales, Herpotrichiellaceae. The record is from RefSeq and is a predicted model, not a curated record. Gene Ontology annotation, cellular component: nucleus; cytoplasm; protein phosphatase type 2A complex. Gene Ontology annotation, biological process: mitotic spindle organization. Bases 1 to 1386 code for a protein of 461 amino acids. The transcript has a single exon.